This is a messenger RNA of Astyanax mexicanus (Mexican tetra), 4250 nucleotides long. RefSeq names its product ADP-ribosylation factor-like 10 (gene arl10). Gene Ontology annotation, molecular function: GTPase activity; GTP binding. Bases 123 to 776 code for a protein of 217 amino acids. The record is from RefSeq and is a predicted model, not a curated record. Lineage: Eukaryota; Metazoa; Chordata; Actinopteri; Characiformes; Acestrorhamphidae. The transcript has 4 exons.
GCGCUGAGCUCGAGCGGCACGGCGCGGCGCCACAGCAGCAGCAGCGGCUCCACCACCACCAACCCCACAGCCAACAGCAGCUGCGCCGUCCCCCCGGCUCCGCUCCGCCUCGCCCGGCCCACAUGGUUCUGCUCCGGCACAUCUCUGUCGCUCUCACCGCUGCGGUGACCGCCGUCGGAGCCGCUUUAUUCGUAGCUGUAAAUUUACUGUACAAGAGGCGCGUAUGGACGCCGGAGGACUACUACGUGUUCAAGGAGGAGGAAGAGGAGCAGAGAGAGAGGCAGGUUUUAGUCCUGGGUUUGGACGGAGCUGGAAAGAGCAGCGUCCUGCAGGGCCUGAGUGGAGCGGAUAGCAAGAGAUGCUGCAGACCCACCCGCGGCUUCAACUUCAUCCGGCUCCACACGCCAGUCUGCCAACUGGACGUCCUGGAGAUUGGAGGAGGUGAGGACUUGCGUGUGUACUGGACAGAUUUCUUGAGAAGGACACACAUCUUGGUGUAUGUGGUGGACUCCUCGGACAGAAGCCGACUCCCAGUCGCUAAGGAUGAGCUCCACCGUUUGCUCAGAGUCGACACACAGCUGCCAGUGGUUAUACUGGGAAACAAACAGGACAAGCCAAAUGCUGUUAGCGUGCCUGAACUGCGUGACGCUCUCUCUCUGGGCUCAGUGGCGGAUCAGAGGAAGCUCUUUCUGCUGUCUUUACAGCUGGGCUCUGUGGGAGCCACGGCGGCCUGCAGCCUCCAGAGCCUGCAGGAUCUCUUAUUGAAGCUGGCGUGAGGUCAGGGUACAAGCAACCCUGACCGUGUAAGUACUGAGAAAGGGAUCAUUAUCCAGGAGGAAGUCUGAGAUAAUGAUAACCAUAAAGACUCACUCAAGGCCAACUUAGUAAGGAAAAAAGAGUGCAAGGCAAUCAGAAAGAGUGUUGGCGUGCAAACACUUACUUUGUUGCUAGUCAACGCCGCAGUGCAGAUAAGGGUAGCAUCCAUUAUACCACUCACAGUAUACAGUGGCUUAUGUUCUGUUGUCAUAAAUGAUUGUAGUCUGUGUAAAUUGAGGUUUGAUGCUUCCUGAGUUUCCAGGAGGUUUGUUACAACUUGUGUUUUGCCUUCUUCACUGACCAUCAUGAUUGUUUCUGCAUUUCUAGAAUGUACUACUGAAUGUCAUCCAUGCAUGUUGGUAGUUGUGUUCACCCGGCAGUGUUCCUUUUGCUGGUUCUCGUUUAAAUGCUUAGGUUAUAAAUGCUUGUCUCAAGCAUGCUGCACUGAAAUGAGUUGUAGCAGACAGUUGAUACCUCAAAGGUCAUAAAAUCAUCAUUUUUAUCUAAGACCUCGUUUACCCCUGGUCACUUCAUGCACUUUAAGACCAAGCCACAUAAACCUGCGAGUGUAAACAUGGACCCAAGACACAAGGAUUAAACAGGAUCAUUCAACCCACUUCAGUUGUUGGUGUGUGACCAAUCUGAGCCAUUUGUUUUAGAAGUGUAAAUGUGUCAUCUCUCCAAGAUGCAUUAAACAACCACAAUCCCUCCCAGUACACCAGUAAUAAUGGCAUAUUCUGCUCAAUACAGCAGUCAUAUUGCAGUCUGAAUAACAGAAGACAUUUGACUAGGAGGCUUAAAUUGGUGUUGCAUUGUGGCUGACAUGCUCCAAGCCAGUAAAGGCCUGUUAGGAUUGUGACUUUAACCCAGCAGUUAGCAUUGCUGUUAACUCUCUAUUACCAACUUAAUAAUGCAGAUUUAAAAUAACCUACUAAAACGAUACAUACAAACUAUAGCAAACUUCGAGACUUACUCUAUCUAAGCAGUGGCCUCAGCCUGUCAACAACUAUCAGCAAGUAAUUCAGCUCAGAAAAACAGUAUCACAGCCUACAUGCUUCAAGCCUGUCGAGGCCAGCUUAUAGCAAUGUGGCUAACUGCUCCAAAACUGCUGAUUCUGGCUGCCGUAUGUGUUAGCAUUGCUGCUUUAACCUGGCUGAGCCUAGCUGUUAGCUUUGUGGCCAUUGUGUGCUAUUUUAUGCCUUCUAAUGCAGAUUCAGAGAAACCUAUAGGCAUGAUAUGUCAUACAUGUCAUAUCUUACAGCAAGACACUAUCUAGCCAGUCCUCAUCAUGUCAACAGCGAUAAGCAGAAAAUACAGUGAAAAUCUCAUAUGUUUGGUGCAACCCUAGUGCAAUUAAUAUCUACUUUUUUUCCAGGAUACAGUUUACAUACUUCUCACUUGAAGUGACCAGGUGUAAACGUGACACAAGGGGCUUGUCUUGAAUAGUUUUACAAAAAACAAACCCCUUUACAGUAGAACUAAUAAGGACUUGUUACACAAGCAGUUGUUUACCAUUUCAUAAGGACAGUGCUAUUGAUAUAGGAACAAAGACACAUAUAUUCUUGUAAACUAUUGUACAAUUACUGACCAGGAUUGUAACUACUGUAUUAACUCAAACAAGUGUAAGGUUUUCUUUUGUCUCUUUUGUCUUUAGUCUUAGUUGUGUGGUAUUUACACAUGACAUACACUGAAUAGUGGUCACAGUUUGGAUUGGAAAGGUAUUUUUGUGCCAUAAUAAAACUGGAGGCCAGAUUGGAGUGCAAACUUAAAAUAAAAGUGCUACAAAUGGUUAUACUGAUAAAUGAAAGGUUACAAAAAAGAGAUCUAAACUGAGGUCUAAACUGGUUUAAUUAAAACAACCACUGGUGCAAUUACUCAGUUGGCACAGUUUAAUACAAUAAGGCUAAUUUAAUAUGUGAAUCAGUUUUCCACGUGCACCAAAAUGUUUUAGGACAAACCAUGCGAGAAUUUUCUCUGCUUAUUGGUCAGAUCUGUCAUGGCCUGUGUUCUAGACUAGUGCACGUUACUGUAUAAUAUUUAACAUGGUGUGAUGGCUGAUUUCAACUUUUUUUCAUUUAAAAGUAAAUUGUGCUUUAUUUAGACAUAUUUCAAUUCAUCAAGGCAAUUAAAAUAACUUAACCAUAGUUCAGAAAGUUAAGAAAAUAACUGAUUUCUCCCAAAAGUGAGAAAUGAUUGAUAUAUGGUGAACACAUCCGAGUGCAAUUACUAUAUUCACACCUGUCCAAACAAAUCAUACCAUUCAGAUUUAAUCAGUCUGGCAAUGCAGGUGUAAAACCGCCCCAAGUGGGAUGAACAUUUCAAAGGUAUAAAAUAACAUUUACUUGGUGAUUAAAGGUUCUUCACACACAUCCUUAUCAUAAACAUGGUUCUUUACAAAGCCUAAUGAGUUCUUUUAAAGCAUCAUUUGUAGCCCUUUUCCACCAAAAUAUCUGUGAUUCUGGAUCUGGUUCCGUUCAGGCCUAUAAAACAUUGGUGCUUUUAGGCAAACUAGCCCACGUUUGUACCUAUUUUAGUGGAACAGAGAAUACGCCGCAGAAUAAGUUAUCAACAGAGGAAAUGUGUAGAACGAUUCAGAUUUAUGUGGACGAAACAGAACAGAGUCCGUUCCACAUUUUUGAAAAUGGGCUAUCAGAGAAUCCUUUGUAGCACUUUAUUUGUACAAGUGUGAAAUCUGCAAAAAUGGGUAAAUAUUUUUGACUGUGAGCUUUAUGACUGUGAACAUGAUGGAUGCUUGUCACCAAUGUAAAAAUACUGGGCUGAAAUUCAGCCAUGGGUGCAGCGUUCCUCAGGUGUGAAUCACAACCAGUAAUGUAAAUGCUUGUAGUACAUGUACAUUGACAUGUACAUAUGUAUUUAAUAAGGGUUUAAUAACAGAUUUGAAAAACAAGCAAAAGCAUUAUACAUCUGUGUUUCAGACAUCUGUGAAUGUACAGCAUUCUAUUACUCAAUUACUGUAGGAAUAUUUACAGAUUGAAGUAGAUUGUACAUGUUUGUCUUGAAGCUAGUUGCAGCAAUGCUUGUACAGCAAAAAGCAUUUGUACAAAAUGAUCCUCAGAAAAAUGUCACCACUGUAGUUUUAGGUGGAAAAAAGGCAGUUUAAGGGAUGAAAGUACUUGCAACAGAAUUUGUUCAGUUAUAUAAGGUAGGACUAAUCCAUUUGGAUCAGCAUCUGCCUGAACAAUGCAGUCUUACAAGCCCUGUGACCUAAUAUGAGCUCAUUCAACUGCAGUUGUGUGAGCUGUGCUCCACCACUAUGAAAUUCUUCCUGGAAAUUAAAACAAAAUGAAUACAAAGAAGUGUAUGCAUUUUUCAGUUAUUCACUUGUUUUGAACUGUAUAACAGUACAUGGUAUGUUUGUAUGUAGUAUGUUUGCUGCAACGUACAACAUCUGAAAUAAAAAGGUAUUACUGUAA